GAUACUGAGACUGCUGAUGUUACUUUCUGACAUGUCUGGGAAUGCCUCCAGUGACAAGGAGUCGCACAGUCAGGAGUUUUCCAAACUUUCGGAAGUAUUUUAUUCACUUUUGCGGCGUGCCUCGUGUUGAAGUUGCACAGUUCGCGGGACUACAGCAUCAAGGUUCUCCGACUAAUCGAAGACCAGAUCGUUUUUAACGGUUUUAAGAACUGAAUGAGCUACAAUUCAAGGUAGGAAGGAUGAGAUGCGAUGAGAAAAUGGCAGCAGUGAAUGGAUGUGUGGGAACGCGGACUUAAUAAAUGUUUCCCAAAUGCAUUUAGGCUACAGGUAAUUGUGCUGACUGGUUAUUUUUUGCUGAAAACAACAACACCUAACUUUACUGUUAAUUUUUUUUACAUAUUUAUUUUUGCUUAAAAACGAGUCCAAAAUGAUGAAUAAUUAUUUAAAUAAUUUUCGCACUGUUUUGCACUGAUCCUCAAAAACUUUUCAUACUGUACCUAAACAAGUAAAUCAGCUCGUGUCUUAUGACACGUUACUGGACUGUAUCUUUCUACUGGCGUUAGUCUUAUUAAAGUUUUUAAACAUGAUGGGUAGAUCCACGCUUGUUUUCGCUGUAUUAUGUUUGUUGACAUGGGCCGUUUACGUGUCAGAGAGCAGUCUGACCGAUAAACAAGCCAAACUCAGACUGAUGUCCAUUAGACGAGCAAGACUCAACAAAUCACGUCAGAUCAUUAAAAGCGGACCUGGAUCUUAUCCAUUGACAAAUGACAGACGCCAGCAGAUGCAGGCAGAUGAAGGUAUAAAUGUUCGCUCCAGGAAAGUCUUGGCACAAAGAAGAUCACAGGGUGGAUCUAGGAACCCAAUCCAGCAAGACGAUGGAACACAUGGAUCCCGGACCAAAGUUUCCCGUAUGCCAACCGGUGCUGGCUCUCCAAAUUUAUUGGCUUCAUUUGCUGGAAAGAAUCGUCUGCUGGUCAUUUCUGCACCUCACGAGUCUGAUGGUUACUUUAGGUUGAUGAUGAGUCUGCUCAAACCAGAUGUUUAUUGUGAGCUGGCGGAGCGCCACGUCCAUCAGAUUGUGAUGUUUCACCAGGAAGGGGAGUUGGGUGGGAAAAUCAGACGCAUUACUAAUGAAGGUAAAGUGAUGGAAGAGCCUUUAGACACCGCCAUCAUUCCCAGGCUUAUGAACGUCCUGAAAUUAGAGAAAGGAAAAUUUGGAAUGGUCCUUCUUAAAAAGACCCUUCAGGUGGAAGAGCGCUACCCAUACCCUGUCAGAAUGGAGGCGAUGUAUGAAGUUAUUGACCAGUCACCCAUGCGUAAGAUGGAGAAGGUACGGCAGAAAGGAUUUGUGCAGAAGUGUCGGGGGGCUGGGGUGGAGGGACAGGUUGUCGAGGGCAUCCCUAGUACCGACUCUCACGUGGACCCACCGAUGGAAAGGAAACCUGAGAGAAAAGAUGUCCGAAAACCUUUCCGCAGACCAUCCCAGACGACAACUACAUCUGCACCCUUUCCAACGAGACCAAUAACCACUACAACCACCACAACAACUAAAGCAACCACCACACGCCCUACAACUACCCGCCCCACUACAACAACACAACCGACCACCACCACAACUCAGCAGACGACCAGAGCUCUGACCACCCCAGAGUGGAUCCCGGUUCCCAAGACCACCGCUAAGCCGUACUAUCACAACCGUAGAGACAGAUAUCAGAUCAAAACUACCACUUCACCCACCACCCUUCCUGUCUACUACACUAAGGCUGAUGCAGGAAAAUAUGGCGAUAAUCGUACGGAUAAAAAAGAAUACAAUAACAAAUACACAAAUGUCAUACCUACGCAGCACAAGCCCUCGAAAGUUAAGCCAUCCAAGAAAAAGAACGGCAAUAAGGGAAUAAGCAAUGCUUAUGAGGAUAAAUAUAAUGUUGGUGUACCCACUGACGCUUAUCCUGAGGAGAAAGAGGAAGAAAUCGUGCCCACUAAGAAAAGCAAGGGCAGGCAGGAUAAAACGGAUAAAAAGAAGAAAAAGGAAAAGACAGAGAAGUUGUCAAAGAAGGAGAAGGCAGAGAGAAGAGGAAAAGAUGGAAAAGGUGGAAAGAAGAAUGGAAAGAAGGUUUCUAAACACAAUGAGAAAGAAGAGUAUCAAAAACCAACAAAGAGACCACCACCCCCGUCACCCCCUAAAAGAACCCUGGCGACAUUUUUGGACUAUUUUGAAAACAAAAGAAGACUUGUUUUGAUUACCUCUCCAUCGGAGGAGAACAGUAUGUACAUUCAGCAGAGGGAUGAAUACUUGGAACAUGUGUGUGAGAUGGCUAUCAGGAAGAUCUCCAUCAUCUCCGUCUUUGGCACAUUGACAAACAGCACAAUGAAAAUAGAUCAUUACCAACUUGAGAAUGACAAACCUAUGAAAGGUCUGAGACAGGAAGAUUUGGAGAACCAGGAUCUCAUCACAGAACUGAGGAAAGAGUACAGAAUGACCUUUGAUGAUUUCUAUGUCGUCCUUACAGAUCUGGACAUGAAGAAAAAGCAAUACUAUGAUGUCCCAAUUGCGAUGAAAGCCGUUUUCGACUAUAUCGACACAUUUUCCUCACGCAUCAGAGAGAUGGAACAGCAAAAACGUGAUGGGGUGACGUGUAAAAAAGAAGACAAGCCAAGAUCGUUGGAGAACUUCCUGUCCAGGUUCCGUUGGAGACGCAGGUUGUUUGUCAUAUCUGCACCCAAUGAUGAGGAAUGGGCUUAUCAGCAGCAGCUUUACGCAUUGACUAGUCAGGCAUGCAACCUGGGACUUCGGCACGUAUCAAUACUGAAGCUGGUGGGAACAGAUCUGGCGGACAUGGGGGGAGUGUUGGAGCUUUACCCCAUCAACGGGAGUGCAACAGUGGAGCGUGAGGGCUUAUCUGCCACUCUAGUCAGAGACAUCAGAAACUACUUCCAGAUCAGCCCUGAGUACUUCUCUAUGCUACUGGUGGGAAAAGACGGGAACGUGAAGUCCUGGUACCCAUCGCCUAUGUAUUCCAUGGCCAUCAUCUACGAUCUGAUCGACUCCAUGCAACUCCGCAGACAAGAAAUGGCGAUCCAGCAGUCUCUAGGUAUGCGCUGCCCAGAAGAUGAGUACGGCGGCUAUGGUUACCAUCAUGGCUACCAUGAGGGUUACCAGGAGGGCUACCAUCAAGGUUAUGGUUAUUAGGGUUCGCUUGUGAACUCGUAAGUUUCAGGGCCUAAGAUCUCUCCAUUCCUGUUGGUGUAUAUCAUUUUCACAUCUAUGGACAUAAUAAGAUUGUCCAUAACCUGUAGAUAAAAAACAUUUGUAUUUAUUGGAUGUUUUCUCUUAAGUGAUUGUUUUUAAAGGUCACAAUUUUGUUAAAACCAUGUUUUGAAUUUGUUACUCUAUUGUAAGAGCACUUUCGCCACAUGCUGUUUGUCUUAUUUAUAAUCAUUUAAGUUGUACUUUCAUUUCAGUAACAAUACAUUUCUAUCAUGCUUCGGCAGCUUGUGCACAAAUGUGUUGCAUACACUGCAGCUUGUAUUUUACAUCCUUUAAUAAUAUUUUAUGAGA
This is a messenger RNA of Paramisgurnus dabryanus, 3559 nucleotides long. It is a transcript of the gene ccdc80, whose product is annotated as coiled-coil domain containing 80. Gene Ontology annotation, biological process: extracellular matrix organization; positive regulation of cell-substrate adhesion. Gene Ontology annotation, cellular component: basement membrane. Lineage: Eukaryota; Metazoa; Chordata; Actinopteri; Cypriniformes; Cobitidae. The record is from RefSeq and is a predicted model, not a curated record.